Porites evermanni is the source of this 1125-nucleotide messenger RNA. The record is from the annotation of a GenBank genome assembly. NCBI's taxonomy places the organism in Eukaryota, Metazoa, Cnidaria, Anthozoa, Scleractinia, Poritidae.
AUGAAACUACGGUCAGGCAGCUCUACUCUUGAUGUACGAACAAGCCAUCGAAACAACAACGUCAGAAACUUCAAAGUUCAGCGUGAAGAAAGCGAAGGUGGGAAAAAUAUGCUGUACAACAUGGACGAAGUACCGCUCGGUUUUCGUGAACCAUACAUUAAAACAGGAUAUAGAAAGCCUUUCAUAACAACCUGGCAAAGCUUGCAGAGCCUCUUUCACAUCAAUAACGAGACCUUCAAUAUCUGGAGCCAUCUCGUGACCCUGAUCUACUUUGUGGUUCGUUAUACAUCGGUUCUACUUUUAUUAAAGCAAGCGAGUUCACCACGACGUUACUUCUUCUAUCCCAUGUUGUCGUCCGCUAUCGGAAGCUGGACAGUAUACGCGAUGAGCUCCAUAGCACAUACAUUUAACUCCAAAUCGGAAGAGAUACACAGCGCUUUGUAUUUUCUCGAUUACGCUGGGAUCAGUAUUUACACAUACACGUCAGGACAAGUGAUGUAUUACUACAAUCGACCAAUAAACACAGGGUGGAGAAUCUUCGAAUCUGCUUUAUUAUACACAAGUAUCGGUGUUUUUCUGUCGUUCACGGCAACAUUCUCCUGUUGCUUGAGUAAAAUUGCUUUCAAAGGAAAUAAGACGUACGCUGCUUUGAUUCGAGUGAUUCCUGUAUUUGCCGGAUGGUUGAACACUGUGUUAUCGCUGAUAGUUGGCGUGACACUUUGCACCUGUAACGCCAACACGUCAUUCCAGUCCUUUAUCGCCUGUAACGAUCUACUCAUAACGUACUUUCGACGACACUGUUUUUGUUCCAUUCUGGCCGGCGUUAUCUAUGGAUCUCGACUUCCAGAACGCUUACUGCCUGGGAAAUUCGAUAUAAUAGGAAACAGCCAUCAUUUUUUACACGUUUUCUCUGCCCUCUCAACCGAAUACGCCUUUAAGAUACUGGAGGUAGCCCUGGAAAGUCGCCAGGAUCAAAAGAAUGAACUUUUGGCAAAGUCGUUGGUCGGAAUAACUAGCGUAGAGACAGUUCUUCCAACAUUUGUAGUAUUUUUUGGAAAUAUAGCCAUUGCUUCCUGUUUUGUAAGGUCCAUUUUCAGAAAGGACUUCGUAAACAAGAAAAAGUGA